AUGGAACAUCAAGAAUCAACAACUGCUACUGCAUUCAUUGAUGUAAAACAGGAUGAGCCAGCAUCUGCUUUUCCCACGAAUGCAACAGAAAAUCGACGUAUGAACAUGCAAAAUGCCCUCCUGAUUUGGUUGGACAACAGCAUUGACAGUAAUAAUGCUGAUUGUAAUAAUAUAAUCAAACAAUUGAAACGUGUUGUUAACAACGUAAACACAUUUACAGAUGGUGAACAAUAUGUUGAAUUUAUUCAAACCAUUACUAAUAACAAAGUAUGCAUGAUUGUUUCCGAUUCACUUGGACAGCAUAUUGUGCCUAAUGUACAUCAUAUGUCUCAAAUAGAUACCAUUUUUAUUUUUUGUAAUACCCAAGAAUCACAUGAGCAAUGGACCAAAGAAUGGCCUAAAAUAAAAGGAGUCUUCACAGAUAUUACAUCAAUCUGUGAAGCUCUGAAACAAGCUGCUCAGCAAUGUGAGCAAAAUGCCAUCUCAAUCAGUUUUGUAGCUUCAGAAAAGGAAUUCGAUCAAUUAGAUUCAACCUUUAUAUAUACUCAGAUCUUGAAAGAGAUCUUAUUAACCAUCAAGUUUGAAGAUGAACAUUUCAAAGAAUUUAUUGCUUAUUGUCGUGGUAUAUACGAAGAUGAUGAAAAUGAAUUGAAAAAUGUUAAUCAAUUACAAACAACAUACAAAGACAACACACCCAUAUGGUGGUAUACAAGGAAUGCAUUUUUAUAUUCGAUGCUGAAUCAAGCAUUAAGAUCAAUGGAUGUUGAUAUGAUCAUUCGAAUGGGUUUUUUUGUUAAUGAUCUACAUCAUGAUAUUAAACGACUCCAUUCGGAACAAUUUGAUGGUGAACCAUCAGGUAAAACAUUUACCGUUUAUCGUGGACAAGGUCUUUCAAAAGAAGAUUUCAGCAAUAUGACAAAAGCUAAAGGUGGACUUAUUUCAUUUAAUAACUUCUUAUCGACUGGUAAAAAUCGUGAUAUGUCUCUGACACUUGCCCAACAAGCUGCUACAAAUCCUGAUCUUGUUGGAGUUUUAUUUAUUAUGUCCAUUGAUCCUACUGUGGCAACAACUCCAUUUGUUUCUAUUAGUGGUGUUAGUUAUUUUCAUACGGAAGAUGAAGUUCUCUUCUCCAUGCAUAGCAUGUUUUCCAUUGGAGAUAUUAAACCAAUAGAUGAAAACAAUCAUCUCUAUCAAGUGAAUUUAACAUUAAACAAUGACAACGACCAUGAUCUUCUUACUCUUACAGAUCGUAUUCGGCAAGAUACCUUCCCAGGAUCGAAUGGAUGGUACAGAUUAGGUCAAUUGUUAAUUAAAAUGGGUCACUUUACUAAGGCUCAAGAAGUUUAUGAAGAGUUAGUUCGUCAAUCAAAUGAUGAAAGUGACAAGGCAUCUAUUUAUCAUCAACUAGGUGGGAUUAAAAACAAUGAAGGAGAAUAUGAAGAAGCACUUUCUUAUUAUGAAAAAGCACUUGCUAUCUAUCAAGAAACACUUCCUGCUAAUGAUAUUACUUUGGAUAAUAUCUAUAACGACAUCGGUGUGUUGUAUCAUAGCAUGGGUGAUUAUCUAAAAGGACUUUCAUUUGAUGAAAAAGUCCUUGAAAUCAAACAACAAUCACUUCCGUCCAAUCAUCCUGAUUUGGCUACGUCCUAUAACAAUAUGGGUAAUGCAUAUUCAAAAAUGGGUGAUUACCCCAAAUCACUUUCUUAUUAUGAGAAAGCUUUUGAAAUUCGACAACAAUCACUUCCUCCUAAUCAUCCUGAUUUUGGUGCUUCCUAUAGUAACCUUGGUAUGGUGUAUGAAAGCAUGGGUGACUACUCAAAAUCACUUUCUUAUUAUGAAAACGCCCUUGAAAUUCGACUACAAUCACUUCCCCCCAAUCAUCCUGAAUUGGGUGAUUCCUACAACAACCUCGGUACGGUGUGUGACAGCAUGGGUGAUUAUCCUAAAGCACUUUCUUAUUAUGAAAAAGCUCUUGCAAUCACACAACAGUCACUUCCACCCAAUCAUCCUAGUUUGGGUAGUACUUACAACAAUAUCGGUAUGGCAUAUAAGAACAUGGGUGAUUAUCCGAAAGCACUUUCGUCUCAUGAAAAAGCCCUAGAAAUUCAGCAAAAAUCACUUCCUCCCAAUCAUCCUGAGUUGGGUACUUCCUAUGACAAUAUAGGUAUGGUGUAUUAUAGCAUGGAUGAUUAUACAAAAGCACUUUCUUAUUUUGAAAAAGCUCAUGCAAUUCGACAACAAUCACUUCCUUCCAAUCAUCCUGAAGUUGGUGUUUCUUAUAAUAGCCUAGGUAUGGUAUAUGACAGCAUGGGCCACUAUCCAAAAGCACUUUCUUAUUAUGAAAAAGCCCUCGAAAUUCAACGAAAAUCACUUCCAUCCAAUCAUCCUGAUUUUGGUGCUUCCUAUAAUAACCUUGGUAUGGUGUAUGAUAGCAUGGGUGACUACCCAGAAGCACUUUCUUAUUAUGAAAAAGCUCUUACAAUUAAACAACAAUCACUUCCAUCCAAUCAUCCUAGUUUGGGCAAUACUUAUAAUAACCUCGGUAUGGUAUAUGAGAACAUGGGUAACUAUUCAAAAGCUCAUUCCUGUUAUAAAUGUGCUUUAGAAAUUGUAGAACAAUCAUUGCCAACAAAUCCUCUCAAGUUUCAGACAUUUGGAGAAAACCUUGAACGCGUAAAACAGAAAUUAUAA
This is a messenger RNA of Adineta steineri, 2691 nucleotides long. Lineage: Eukaryota; Metazoa; Rotifera; Eurotatoria; Adinetida; Adinetidae. The record is from the annotation of a GenBank genome assembly.